AUGGUCUGUAUGCUUGUGAUACCGAUAUUUUCUUACUUCGCCGCUAAACAAGUCCUUAGAAGUGAGUUUCGUCGUCCACCCCACUUUUUACUUCUGCCAUUCCUAGAUACGUUUCACUUCGCGGACAACUCGACGUACGUAUGGUCGGCCGUCAUUGCCGUUUUGGCCGUUCACGCUGUUCUUAUAUGCGUAAUAUGGGCUGCCUACAAAGAGGAACAGAUAAAGCAGAUCGUGGAGGAGAAAGUGGACUAA
This is a messenger RNA of Spirometra erinaceieuropaei, 252 nucleotides long. The record is from the annotation of a GenBank genome assembly. Lineage: Eukaryota; Metazoa; Platyhelminthes; Cestoda; Diphyllobothriidea; Diphyllobothriidae.